This is a messenger RNA of Emiliania huxleyi CCMP1516, 2979 nucleotides long. RefSeq lists its product as hypothetical. Gene Ontology annotation, molecular function: cysteine-type exopeptidase activity; dipeptidase activity. The transcript is spliced from 5 exons. Bases 1 to 2979 code for a protein of 992 amino acids. The record is from RefSeq and is a predicted model, not a curated record. Gene Ontology annotation, biological process: proteolysis. NCBI's taxonomy places the organism in Eukaryota, Haptophyta, Isochrysidales, Noelaerhabdaceae.
AUGAGGCGUCGGUUCCUGUGUCAUCUCCUCCUCGCGGCGCCGCCUGCUCGCGCGUGCACCACCAUUCUUGCAGGCCGCGGCGCCACCGCCGACGGCUCCACCCUGCUCUUGCACACCGACGACGGCGGCGACCUCGACUUUCGGCUCGGCCGCACGCACCCGCGGGACGUGAGGAAGCCUUGGCCAGUGCUGCGCAAGCGGCCGCAGUACCCUCGCGAGGUGUCUGAUCGCUCUCCCACAUAUUCGCCAGACAGCCUCGACGCGACUCUGCCCGCCGACCUCCUCGACCGCUGGCGAUCGGCCGAGUGGGCUGCCAACCAGACGAUCGGAAAGCUCGCGCUCGACCCGUCAAUAGCGGUGCUGCUUGGCGUUGACCCAGACACAACGCGAACCUUUGGUGCCCUCGAGGGCGCGUAUGCCAUCGUCAAUGAAAAGCAGGUGGCCAUCGUCGAGAGCACCUGCGAGGUGCCUCCAUUCAUGUGGUCGCCCGCCCGCCCGCCCGCGACGCCGGGCCGGCCGCACGCGACGCGGCGCGACGGCGCGCUCUGGGACAUGGGCGCUCUCACGCAGGUGGCGCUAGCGCUCUGCGCCACCGCUCGCUGCGCCGUCGACCUGAUGGGCCACCUGGCGGUGCGGGACGGCUUCUACGGCGAGGACGGCUCCGACGCGGCAAAGCCGUUCGGAGGCGAGAACGUUAUGGUGGCCGACCCCGAGGAGGGUUGGAUGCUCGAGGUGUCGACUCUACCUCCCGAUGUCGCCGCGGGCGCGGGGGUCGAGGGCGCGGACGGCGGCUACUCUGCCGUGUGGGUGGCCAAGCGUGUGCCUGACGGCCACUUUGCGAUGGUUGCGAACCGCUUCACGAUCCGCGACGUGGUCGAGGUGACUCCGGACGAGAGCACGCGGAGCACGCUCGCUUGCCGCGGGGAGGAGGUCCGCCACUCGUCCAACCUCUUCGCCCUCGCCGAGCACAUCGAGAGGCACUCCCUCAACCCGAUGCCCUUCGAGAGCCUGCCCGCGGGCGCGCGCAAGCUCGAGGGCGGCGGGCUGCGCGUCACCGACUGGGCGAGGACUUUUGGCUUCUUCGUCCGGCCCGACUACGCCUCGUACACAAACGGCCGCAUCUGGCGCGUCCUCUCCGUGCUCGCUCCGCAGGGAGAGUGGCGCUGGCCGGCGGCGACUCCCCUCGCCAACGAGUACGCUUGGUCGCACGAGCCCUCCCGCCCGCUGACGGCCGCCGACAUCCUCGCCCUCGCGCGCGACGUCUACCGAGACGUCGCCGCGCCGGGGCUCGACGUCACCCGCGGCCUGGCUUCUGGACCGCACGGCGACCCCUCGCGGUACGACGAUCCGCAGUACGGCACGCCCGGCGAGGGCGGUGGCGGCCCCUUCCCGCGCGCGAUCUCCAUCUUCCGGACCUCCUACUCGCACCUCAUCGAGCUGGGCCGCCGCGGCGGGCGGCUCGCCGGCGCGCGAGUGUGGCUCUCGCAGGGCGCCCCGCAUGCCGCCGUCUACACGCCCGUCCACGUGCAGCCCGCCGCCGCCGACGCGGGGGGGAGCGUCGCCGACAUGCCUGCGAGCCUGACGAGCGGGUCGCUCCACAGAGCCGAUGCGCUCGACGGCGCGCCCGCGAGCACCUCCGUCUUUUGGCGGACGACGCUGCUGAACAACUGGGCGCGCGCCGUCGGCUACGACUUCGCCUGGGGCUUGAUCGAGGCCGCGCAGAGGGAAGUGGAGGCUGCGACGAGGGCUGCGGCCGACCGGGCGGAGGAGGCGGCGGCGGCAGCCGGCAGCGAGGUGGAGGCGGCCAGGCUUCUCGCGGAGGCCGACAGCGCCGCUGCAGCGCUCAGCGCGCAGCGCCACCACGACCUGAUCGCUGCGCUGAUGACGCGGCUGCACGACGGCUACCUGAUCGAGCCCCACGCGCCAAAGCUGCAGCUGACCAAGCUGUGGUACCCGAGCUGGUGGCUCGAGCGAGUCGGCUUCUACACCCAGGAGGCGGAGGCCAUGCCGCCGCGAGAGGGAUUGCCCCAGCGCACGAAGGAGGAGGCGCGCCCGCGCGACAGCUACCGAGCCGAGUGGCCCAAACGUGCCGCGCCCACCACCAAUUUGGCGGUGUCGCCGGUGCAGAGAUCGCCUGGCAGGCCCGCAGCAGCGGCAGCCGCAUCAGGCUUGCCGGCGCUGACGGUGCUCGUCGCGCUGGCCUUCGCGCUCGGCACUCUUGUGGGCUCCAACAUGCAUCGCCGGCUCACCCCGGUCGGCAGCUUGGGACUCGCAGCCCUGGUGCCUCUCGCCGACGGCGUCUCCUUCAAAAGAGAUGUGUCCGUCGACGUCUCGCGCAGACGGCUCACGCUCCGCGUGGCCGACAGCGACGUGGCGGUGGGCGAGCUGUGGCACGAAGUAAAUGUGGACGCGUCGGACUGGUUCGUGGACGAUGCGCCUGACUUUGGCGACGCGCGCUUCCUGGUGGUCGAGCUUCAGAAGCGCGAGAGCUUCGUCGACUGGGCGGCUCCGCUCAAGCCGGCGGGUGGCGGCAGCGGAGAGGAGGGUCGGAGGAGCCUCAUCAUCGGCGGCAAGGGCGAGGCGCAGAAGCAGGCUCCCACUCGCAAUGCGACGGCGGUGCAACUCGCCUCGUACCAGCUCCUGCAGAAGCUACCCAGCGCAGUGCGGGGCGACGUGUACGCGCGCGAGGCGGCCAGCAGCGAGACGCUCUACUUUCUCGGAAAGGAGAUGGAGCUGUGGCUCGCGCCGGGCAACUCGGAGCUGCGCGUUGCUCAAAACGAGAUCCCGCUCCACCGCUGGCGCCGCGUCGACGGGGCCGAGGGCGUGCCGGCAGCGGGCGCGUGCGGCUUCGAGCCGGAGACGGGCCCGCGUGAGGGCUGCGGCGUGCCGCAGGACAUGCAGGGGAAGCCAUUCGCGGCGAAGCUGAUGGCGCCGGACGAGGUGCCAGGCGCAUAUGAGGCAUGGCUGAGGAGCCAGUGA